Molecule: messenger RNA, 5854 nt
Organism: Orcinus orca (killer whale)
Lineage: Eukaryota; Metazoa; Chordata; Mammalia; Artiodactyla; Delphinidae
Gene: DYRK2
Product: dual specificity tyrosine phosphorylation regulated kinase 2
Exons: 3
Coding region: 92-1897 (601 amino acids)
Biological process (GO): peptidyl-threonine phosphorylation; peptidyl-serine phosphorylation
Cellular component (GO): nucleus
Molecular function (GO): ATP binding; protein serine/threonine kinase activity; protein serine/threonine/tyrosine kinase activity
Source: RefSeq, a predicted model, not a curated record
CGAGAAGUAGCAGCAGGACGGGCGGCGGCGGCGGCGGCGGAGACGGAGACGGAGACGGCAGCCCUGAGAUGCAUUUUCCUCUCCAGCGGCCAUGUUAACCAGGAAACCUUCGGCCGCCGCUCCCGCCGCCUACCCGACCGGCCGAGGAGGGGACAGCGCCGUUCGCCAGCUUCAGGCUUCCCCGGGGCUCGGUGCGGGGGCUCCCCGGAGCGGAGUGGGGACCGGCCCGCCCUCCCCCAUCGCCCUGCCGCCGCUCCGGGCCAGCAACGCUGCCACCGCAGCCCACACGAUUGGCGGCAGUAAGCACACAAUGAAUGACCACCUACACGUCGGCAGCCACAGCCAUGGACAGAUCCAGGUUCAGCAGCUGUUUGAGGAUAACAGUAACAAGCGGACAGUGCUCACAACACAACCAAAUGGGCUUACAACGGUGGGCAAAACGGGGUUGCCGGUGGUGCCGGAGCGGCAGCUGGAGAGCAUCCACAGGCGGCAGGGGAGCUCCACCUCUCUGAAGUCUCUGGAAGGCGUGGGGAAGGUGAAAGCCAUCCCCAUGACACCCGAGCAAGCGAUGAAGCAAUACAUGCAAAAACUAAGCAGCUUCGAACACCAUGAGAUUUUCAGCUACCCUGAAAUAUACUUCUUGGGUCCAAACGCAAAGAAGCGCCAGGGCGUGACAGGCGGGCCGAACAACGGUGGCUACGACGAUGACCAGGGAUCCUACGUGCAGGUGCCUCACGAUCACGUGGCUUACAGGUACGAGGUCCUCAAGGUCAUUGGGAAGGGGAGCUUUGGGCAGGUGGUCAAGGCCUAUGACCACAAAGUCCACCAGCACGUGGCUCUGAAGAUGGUGAGGAACGAGAAGCGUUUCCACCGGCAGGCGGCCGAGGAGAUCCGCAUCCUGGAGCACCUGCGGAAGCAGGACAAGGACAACACCAUGAACGUCAUCCACAUGCUGGAGAACUUCACCUUCCGCAACCACAUCUGCAUGACGUUCGAGCUGCUCAGCAUGAACCUCUACGAGCUCAUCAAGAAGAACAAGUUCCAGGGCUUCAGCCUGCCUUUGGUUCGCAAGUUCGCCCACUCCAUCCUGCAGUGCCUGGAUGCUUUGCACAAAAACAGGAUAAUUCACUGUGACUUGAAGCCCGAGAACAUUUUACUGAAGCAGCAGGGUAGAAGCGGGAUUAAAGUGAUUGAUUUUGGCUCCAGUUGUUACGAGCAUCAGCGGGUCUACACGUACAUCCAGUCCCGUUUUUACCGGGCCCCGGAAGUGAUCCUCGGCGCCAGGUACGGCAUGCCUAUCGACAUGUGGAGCCUGGGCUGCAUCCUCGCGGAGCUCCUGACUGGUUACCCCCUGUUGCCUGGGGAGGAUGAAGGGGACCAGCUGGCCUGUAUGAUUGAACUGUUGGGCAUGCCCUCCCAGAAACUGCUGGAUGCGUCCAAGCGAGCCAAAAAUUUUGUGAGCUCCAAGGGUUAUCCCCGUUACUGCACUGUCACGACUCUCUCAGACGGCUCCGUGGUUCUCAACGGAGGCCGUUCCCGGAGAGGGAAACUGAGGGGCCCACCGGAGAGCAGAGAGUGGGGGAAUGCACUGAAGGGGUGUGACGAUCCCCUUUUCCUCGACUUCUUAAAACAGUGUUUAGAAUGGGAUCCUGCGGUUCGCAUGACCCCUGGCCAGGCUUUGCGGCAUCCCUGGCUGAGGAGGCGGCUGCCAAAGCCUCCGACGGGGGAGAAGACGUCAGUGAAAAGGAUCACCGAGAGCACUGGUGCUAUCACAUCCAUUUCCAAGUUACCUCCACCUUCCAGCUCAGCCUCCAAACUGAGGACUAAUUUGGCACAGAUGACAGAUGCCAAUGGGAAUAUUCAGCAGAGGACAGUGUUGCCAAAACUUGUUAGCUGAGCUCAGUCCCCUGAUGCUGGUAAUUCUGAAAGAUACGACAUUGCUGAGCCUUACUGGGUUGAAAAGGAGUAGCUCAGACCUGUUUUUAUUUGCUCAAUAACUCGACUCAUUUGUAUCUUUUUGGCACUUAUUUUAAUGUAAGAAGGUUGUUUGUUUUGUUUUUAUAAAAUACAUGGGGACAAUGCUUUAAGUUUUUAUACUUUCUGAAACUUUUUGUGUUCUAAAAGUACGAUGAGCCUUACUGUAUUUAGUGUGGCAGAGUAAUAAACAUCAGUGGCAGGCCAUUGAUUACGUCAUGACUGCCGCGCAUCUACAGAUUGGUGUCAAAGACGUUCACUAUGUGUUCACGGUUCAUAGUAUAUUCUCCCCAAGGUGAUUGCCUCCGAAGGCCCCCCCCUUCUCUCUCCACGCUUCAGGUUCAUGCACAGGUGCAGCCUGUCCCGCUUCCGUUUCCCAUAAGUUACCCAGGUGGUAGUGAUGGUGGGAGGAGAAUGGUCAGGAUGAAAAUGAUAUUCUAAGAAAAACUGCACCUUAGAGAUUUUUCCCUAAAAUAGUGCUCAGAGACAAAAUAAAAUCCCCACAGUUGAAAUGCCCAGUUAGCAUUCUGACAUUCUAACGGCCGGCCAAGCAGACCUGGUGGGUGAAUGGAAACGUGUGUUCCUCCAGAUUCUCCAGUGUGAUCAGCGAGCUGUUUUGCAAAGAAGCCUUGUUUAACAAAAUUGGUUUUGCACCUAAAUUUAGAAAUGUAUUACAUGAACUGUUCCUCCCCUCUCUUUGCUCUUCUCCCUGCUGUUCUUCUUUCACCACACAUCUGUUGCUUGCAUUUAAUUUCUUUUUCUUCCUUCAGAUAUAUAUCCCAGACUCCUGAUACAGAAGAGAGACAUUUUAGCUGUGAUUAUGACCAUCUUUUCAUAUUCCACUUUAAAAAAGAACAGCCUAGCUACUUAAGGUGGGGAUUUCCAUAGUUCCAAAGACGGUUUAGCAGAUUAGACUGAGUUCACACUUUUCACGUGCCACAGUAAGGUUCUCUUAGCCUGGGAGAGCAUCAACUCUUUAGAAAGAGAGAGAGUUGAAAAUCCUCUUCGUGAACAGACGUCAUUGUGCUUGUUCAGCAAGGCCAAUUUUAACAACAGAUUCGAAGGAGGAAAAGUUCAGCCUCAAGUGAAAUGGUUUGAUUUGCUCCAUGCAUCAUUAGAAGAACCACAGACAUCACAUUCCUCUGUUUUAUUUUACUUUCGUUUGGAUUGCACUGAUUGUUUUUGUGGGAAUGACACUUUACCUGGAAAAGUAACUGAGAGUUAGGUAAAAGAAUAUUUUCUCCUCUGAAUAAUAAUUAUUUUCACAGUGAAAAUUUCAGUAUUUUAUCACUAAUGUAUGAGCAGUGGUAUAUAUCAAUUUCAAGGCACGUGGAAAAAAUUUUUUAGUAUGUGCAAUUUAAUAUAGAAAGAUUUCUGCCUGUUUGGACAAUAGGUUUUGGGUAGUAUAAAUUAGGAUAAAUACUCUUUUAUAUGCACAGAUAUUAUUGUAUUGAUUGCCUGUAAAUUGAUUUACGAGUACUUAAAGCAUGGUCCCCAGCGAGGCCAAGAAAGUUUCCGGUUCAGUUCUUUUAAUAUUAAUCCUACAGUUUCUCUUUUAAGAAAAAAAAGGUAGUUUUGAACAAAACACUUCACUUAUCUUGAGGCUUUGUCAGUUGAUGGUGGAGAAAAAUGCUCAGGAACUAUUACAGAUAUUUGCCAAAAAAAUCAGUAAUAAGAUUAGCUUAUUAAUAAGAUAGUGGUGUUGAUAUUUGCUUUACUAUUUAAGGGUGUCACUGAUAAAUUAAUUUAUACUUCUGUUUCUAGAAAUUAUAGCUUCUUUCCCCUAGUCAAAUUCUUUAGCCUGUUGUACACAUUUCUGUGUAAUCUGUGGAAGUGCAAUAAUGUUAGUAAGUUGCAUUUUAAAUGAUGCUCAUGUGAUGAUACCCCCCAAUCAGUGGCUUAUAGAAUUUAAAGAUUGUGUAUUUAUUAUUGAAAUUCUGGCUUAAAGGCAUAAGAAGCGGCUUUGUAAAACCACAAGCCUCCUAAGAUGGUUAGCGUCUUUAAGUCAUUAAAAUAAACAAAACAUUAAGGCUGUUUUCCCCUUCCAGUGUUCCUCUUCCAUCGUAUCCACUCUUGAGAGAUUUUCACUUUUAGUUUUAAAUAUAUGAACCUGAGCCUGCCAUUAAUAUGAAUAUCCCUAUAAAAUGAUUAUCCGUGUGAAAAUUUAUAAAUGGGCUAAUACUGCUUGUCUUCUCCCUCACCACACAAAACUGGUCCUUAAGAUGCCAACAGUGCAUUUGUGACUAUCUCUAUUCACAAAUGUAACCGGAAACUUUUAAGCCAAACUAUAAUGUGCAGCACUAUUGGGGCUCCCCCAACACCGCACCCCCUAAAUACAGGGAAAUUUCCCUUAUUCACAAGAGCCGCCAUGUUCAGUGUUUAGUGAUAGAGCUGCUUUUUAAUUCUAGCUUAGCUAUAAUGUCAAAAAAACCCAACAAAACUGUUGCAUCCUUGUGAUUUUAAAACACAAAUGAAGGGCUCCGAUAGGCUACUAGGAGUUGGCUUGGAAACAGUCCUUGGUCUCACAGGUUACCAUUGUCUAGGGAUGUCUGAGCUGUUUUCAGAUUUAGGAAGAGCACAGUGUGGUCUUGUCUUCGGUUGCGGUCUCAUCUGGCUCCGUUUCUUGCACCCCCAGAGCGUGCAUUACCACUUAAGUGUAUUGCUACAACAGUGGAACAACAGUGAUGCAAGACAGUGUAGAUUAACAGUAGAGGAGAAAUUGUGCCCUUAGUGAUAACAAUGUGCCUUUUGUUCUGAAUGCCAUGUUGUAGGGCAUGCAUUUUUUGGCCUCUUUAACUCUUUGAAUACUAGAUGGAACCCACCUCUGCAAAGAUACAUCUGUCUUAAACAUCCAGUUACUUACAGGCCUUAAUAGAAACCAUAAGGCGCGCGUCAUCGUCAGGCACCGAGAAAGGUAACCACUGGUUAGUUACACAGGGAAUUCCUAUGUUUAAGGGGUUAAAGAUGGUCUUUGUUGUAUCUUAACAUCAGACUGAUUUUUUAAACGAUAUUUUUUUUUGUUAUGCUAACACUAGACAAAAAUCAACUGUAUUUGUAAAAAUUUACCUCAAACCAUUUAAUUUUAUAGUGUGAUUAAUCCCAGGGCAUUUGGUAUGAACCAAAGUGCAUUCCUUUUAUAUGUGCCUGGCUCUAGUAAGGAUGGCCAGGGGUUUUUACAAUUUGGGUGCAAGGCACUUAAGCCACUUUUAAACUUACUAGGUGGUUUGGAGUCAUGUGGAAGGACUCCAUCAGAAUGUUAGGAAACACUUUAGGCAUCAGUAGCAUUGGGCCAUAUUGGAAUCUUCAAAGUGUGAAUUAUUUUCAAGAGAGCAUUCAUUUUUGUAAUUUUUUUCAUCAAGAAUAUUCUGGUAAGCAGAAGACUUUAAAAAAAAAACUGAUUAGGUUGGUAAAGGUUUUAAUAUUGCCCAACAUAAUGCUGUGGUAGCAUUAAAAAAAUAUAGUAUUUGUGAACUCUGUUUCUUAGGGGCUUGUACAUCUCUCUGCUAUGGACAUAGAUAAAAUGAAUUGUAACUAUACUCAGCUCAACUGCUACAGUUAUGUCUAGGCAGUGGCUUGGGUUUCUAUCGAGCAACAACUUAGACACGUGACUGUAAUAUGCUGCAACUGUGUGUACUGAAAAUAUGUGAAAAUGGUUGAAUGUGGACUGUGUAUAUAUGUAUGUAAAAAUUUCUGUGGGAUGCUGCUCUCGCCACUUAACAUGAAAUAUGUUCUAGUGGAUUUUAAUCCUAGUGGCCAGUUCUAUGAUACUGUAUGUAUUGUACAGCUGAUGACAGGAGUAAGACUGUUCAGUGAAUAUUUGUUAAAUUUUAUUGUCGUGGCCAGAGAUAAUUUCAGAAUAAAAUUUUAAUGUCCUACCUUA